CCGGGACAUGCAACGACAAAGCCUGGAAUUCUCGGUGGACAAUGUGAUAAUCGGAAGGAAAAUUUUACGGUGCAUCAACGUCGGGAAAGGUUUUGGUGCAUUUCACACAUGGCAUUAGUUUAUUUGUUGCGUUCUCCAUGUCAUAUUUUUCUUAAAGUAUUUGUAAAUUGGUCCUUUUACAAUAUUUAUUUACUAAACAUAACCGGUUAUCCAUCCUUACGAAAGCAUCCCAGGGACUGCACGUCUGCACUCUGCACCCCUCAAGCUUGGGAGAAGGGCUCCAUCAUCCAACUUUUGUUGGAAUUUUGGCAGGUUUUUAUACCUUUAGGUCUUCAAAGUUGGGAUCAGGUUCUCGGUGAGAGCAUGGCAGCAUUUCAAGUAUUCUUGAGUUGUCACUUGGUUUAUUUCCUUUAAUGUCUGGAAGACUGGAACCCCUAUUCUUUCAUUGGAUGUGCUGCGUUUGGAUGGUUAUCUUUGAAGGUUAGCACAAAUGAGAGUGUGCCGAUUAUAGAGCUACUGAUACUCGAGGACAUAGUUGGACUUGAAAGAUCGCAGUAGCUUAGUGCCUUGCUUCUUUGAUCAAAUUUGAUGUAUCUUUUACUUGAGUCUCUCUUUAGAUAUUCAGAUACGAUGUAAAUAACUUUUCCGACAUUGAAUAUGUAAUGAUUUUGAUUUCAUUCAUUUAUUUUGGAGUUAUUGGCUUAAUUGUGAUCUUUUUUAAAAUGUAGAACUGUGGUUACUUUUCACUCUGUAAUAUUCAUCUAUUUAAGAAGCUUGGAGCUUACCC
Cuscuta epithymum is the source of this 787-nucleotide messenger RNA. The record is from the annotation of a GenBank genome assembly. NCBI's taxonomy places the organism in Eukaryota, Viridiplantae, Streptophyta, Magnoliopsida, Solanales, Convolvulaceae.